AUGGUUAUUAUCCCGACUACUUCAACUGAUGGCCACUCACAGCCUGUUGCCAUCACAGGUCAAGAAGGGCAGGACCCUGAUGAACCCCCUAUACCGCGGCCCUCUUCUUCCAUUGAAGAAGUAAAGCAACUGAAGACAACGCCGGUCACAGAGCUGAGUACUGUAGGAACCGCUAGUAAUAGCGUCACUGCAGUAAACAGUCGAGAUGGCUGGGGUAUAUUCACUGGAGAUGCAGACAAUGCACAUGUCUGCGACCAUCAUGAUGUGGCCAAAUUCUUAGAAGUUGAACCAGUUUCUGGUCUCUCAACUUUUGAUGCAGAAAAGCGUCUUCAAACCCAUGGUCCUAACAAGAUCGAUGGCUCGGGGCAAGUCUCCCUAUGGGAGGUGUUGCUUCGGCAAGUGUCCAACAGUUUAACAAUUGUUCUGGUCAUCGCUAUGGCACUGUCGUAUGGAACUCUCGAUUUCAUCGAAGGAGCCGUCAUUACAGCCGUCAUUCUUCUCAAUAUCGUUCUUGGAUUCGUCCAAGACUACCGAGCUGAAAAGACUAUGCAAUCGCUACUGAGUCUUGCAGCUCCAUCAUCCCAGGUCGUUCGUAAUGGCAAGAUCGAAAUCAUCAAAUCUGAAACACUCGUCGUCGGUGACAUUGUCAAAUUGUCUACCGGUGUCGUCGUGCCCGCUGAUUUACGCCUUGUUGAAAGCACCAAUCUCGAGGUCGACGAAGCUCUUCUUACUGGAGAAUCUCUUCCUUCCUCUAAAAAUGCUGAUAUUACCCUUGCUAGUGCCGAUGUUCCUCUCGGCGAUAGGGUCAACAUGGUCUAUUCGGCAACCACCGUUACACGAGGACGUGCAACCGGUAUCGUCGUAGCCAGUGGUAUGAAGACUCAAGUCGGCAGCGUUGCCCAACUUCUGCGAGGCGGAGACAAUUCCCCAGAGAGCACCAACGUCUUCAAAAGAUGGUUCAAGAAAGUGGGUGGCGGCUUCAAAAGUAUUCUCGGACUCGUCGGUACUCCUAUGCAAAUCAAAUUGUCAAAAUUUGCAAUCCUUCUAUUCGGUUUAGCUGUUUUGCUAGCCAUUAUAGUCUUCUCUGCGAAUAAAUGGCAACUCCACAAUGAAGUUGUCUUAUACGGUAUAUGUGUUGCCGUCGCCGUUAUCCCGGAAUCUCUCAUCGCCGUCAUGACCAUCACCAUUGCCGUUGGCGUCAAAGCCAUGGCUGCAGGAAACGUCGUCAUCCGAAAAAUGUCUGCACUUGAAGCCAUUGGCGGAGUGACGAAUAUCUGUUCAGACAAGACGGGUACAUUGACUCAAGGCAAAAUGGUUGCACACAAAGUCUGGAUCCCUGGUUUCGGAAUGCUGAGUGUAGAAAACGCAACCAAUAUUCUAGAUCCAGAGGACGCAAAGUUGUCAAUCGAUAACGAACCUUUAGAUCUAUCAGAUCUUGCUUCUCAACCUAAAAUUGAGAGGCUUGUACCUGUUUUAGACGCCGUUGCUUUGUGUAACUUCGCCUCGGUAUUCAGAACAGAAUCUAGCAAUGAUGGAACCGAGAAAGUUCCAUCUCUCGGUAACUGGAAAUCAGUCGGUGAUCCAACUGAAGUCGCCUUACAAGUUCUAGCGAUGAGGUUUGGUCACGGAAAAGAUGCUCUCUUAAGUUCUGGCGAAUUGUCUGCUGUCAUGGAGCAUCAAUUCGAUUCAAGCUUAAAGAGAAUGUCAAUGGCUUACAAGAACUCAAACACCAAUGAGGUGGAGGUGUUUGCUAAAGGUGCAAGCGAAUCUAUCCUUCCAAUUGUUGACUUACCCGACAAAGACCGAGACGUAAUCCUUCAGAUGCUAGAAAGUCUAGCUAGUGAAGGUCUUCGCGUUCUAUGUAUCGCUACAAAGACCGUCUCCGACGAUGAGGAAGCACAACUAUCUGACCGCCAGUUCAUGGAAUCUAAACUUAAGCUUCAAGGACUAGUUGGACUCUACGAUCCCCCGCGUCUGGAGACUUUCGCUGCUGUAAAGAAAUGCCACGGUGCUGGUAUCAAAGUUCACAUGCUUACCGGUGACCAUCUCUCCACAGCCACGGCCAUCGCUCAACUUGUCGGUAUCCUCGAUCCUUCUACCCAGACCAUUGACUCCGUUAUGCGAGCCCAAGACUUCGAUAAACUCAGCGACGCUGAAAUUGACGGAUUGGUAAAUCUACCAGUCGUCUUAGCGAGAUGUAGCCCGCAAACCAAAGUCCGCAUGGUCGAGGCUCUCGCUCGUCGAAAAGCAUUCUCGGUAAUGACUGGCGAUGGUGUCAACGAUGCUCCAGCCUUGAAACACGCAGAUGUCGGAAUCGCGAUGGGAAUCAAUGGUACCGACGUCGCCAAAGACGCAGCAGACAUGGUUCUAACAGACGAUAAUUUCGCAUCUAUCGUCAAAGCCGUAGAAGAAGGCCGUCGUCUAUUCGACAAUAUUCAGAAGUUCCUAAUGCACCUCCUCAUCUCCAACAUCGCCCAAGUAAUCCUCCUUCUCAUCGCUCUCGCCUUCAAAGACAGCCGCGGAAACUCCGUUUUCCCACUCUCUCCCCUUGAAAUCUUGUGGGUAAAUAUGAUCACUUCCUCCUUCCUGGCCCUCGGUCUGGGCAUGGAAGAAGCGCAAGCCGACAUCAUGGUUCGUCCACCACGGGACCUCCGCGUCGGUGUCUUCACCUGGGAGCUUAUCUGCGAUAAAAUGCUCUACGGCACCUGGGCCGGGAUCCUCUGUCUCAUCUCUUUCAUCAUCGUCAUUUUCGGCCCGGGAAACGGAAAUCUUGGAGUGGAUUGCAACGAAGAAUUUAACGAGACUUGCACGACCGUGUUCCGUGGCCGUGCUACCGUUUUCGCAGUUCUCUCGUUCUUACUCCUCGUCACGGCCUGGGAAGUCAAGCAUUUCUCGCGCUCGCUGUUUAAUCUCGACCCCGCACGUUUCCCUGGGCGCUUCUCCAUUUUCAAAGCACUUGCAUACAAUCGCUUUUUACUUUGGGCUGUGGUUGCGGGCUUCGUGAUCACCUUCCCGGUUAUCUAUAUCCCGACGGUCAAUACGAUUGUGUUUAAACACAAGGGGAUUACCUGGGAGUGGGGAAUCGUCUUCGGUGCGCUCAUUGCGUAUAUCGCUUUCGUGGAAGCAUGGAAAGCAAUUAAACGACGGUUUGGGAUUUGGUCCGGGAAGGGCCAGCGACAGACUUUGGCUCUUGACCAAGUCUAA
Glarea lozoyensis ATCC 20868 is the source of this 3204-nucleotide messenger RNA. Its product is annotated as Calcium ATPase, transmembrane M. Gene Ontology annotation, biological process: intracellular calcium ion homeostasis; calcium ion transmembrane transport. The record is from RefSeq and is a predicted model, not a curated record. Gene Ontology annotation, molecular function: P-type calcium transporter activity; ATP binding; ATP hydrolysis activity. The coding region runs from base 1 to 3204 and encodes 1067 amino acids. The transcript is spliced from 5 exons. NCBI's taxonomy places the organism in Eukaryota, Fungi, Ascomycota, Leotiomycetes, Helotiales, Helotiaceae. Gene Ontology annotation, cellular component: plasma membrane.